This is a messenger RNA of Talaromyces marneffei, 1983 nucleotides long. RefSeq lists its product as uncharacterized. NCBI's taxonomy places the organism in Eukaryota, Fungi, Ascomycota, Eurotiomycetes, Eurotiales, Trichocomaceae. The coding region runs from base 1 to 1983 and encodes 660 amino acids. The record is from RefSeq and is a predicted model, not a curated record. The transcript has 2 exons.
AUGGACCUUCAGCGAUCCAUCUUAAAUAAGACCAACGCCAUAUCCAAAUACUUACCUUCUCCUGUUCACCACAAUCAUUUCGCAUCACUGACAACAUCGAGGUUGUCACGUACAUUCACUCCUUCAUCUACUUUAUCUCCAUCUACUUCUUCUGCCCCUCUGAUGUCGUCACAUUUCACAACUGAACAUUCCAAACUCCGUGAAGAAGAAGAAGGGUUGAGGAUUGCCGUCGAAGAGAAGCCUGUUCCUGCACGCGAGUUUGGCUCCCGAGCCCCCGAUGAGUACAAUCAUAGUCACCAUAAACUUAUGGCGAUGGCUGACUUGGUUACUGACCCUGCGUACACUCAACAGUCUACUUGGACUUAUCAGUACAACGACUCCGCAGGACGUCCAUACUGGCAGCAUCCUCUUCUCAGCCCAGUCACUUCUACUUCGCCUCAAGAAUAUACUCGUCACAAUGGCUGUUUCCAAUCUGUAUCUGCUACAGACGCCACCGCUCAAGCCAACAAUAAUGGAAGCGUAUGCGACGAAGAUGGAACAGAUAUUGACAACAACAGCCCUGCCAACGAACACGAUGCAGCAUCAUAUGCCACACCACCCACAGUCGGCGGUAGCAUGAAGCACGUUGCUGCACAGAAUGGAACUACGGUUGCUUCAGAGGACAAGAAAGAAUCCGAAUCCCCCAAGGUCAUUCAUCUGUGUCAAUACACCGAUAUGGAGAACAAUGUCUGGGGCCCGUGCAAUGAGAACCCUAAUCCCGAAGACAUCAACGCUCGCAAAAUCGUGUCACACAUCUUUGGGCGAAACAAGAAACCCACUCAGAACAUCCCCGAUGAACUAUGGAUCUGGUACUGCCGCAAGCACUACCAGCGUAGCAAGUACACCUGUUCCAACCAGUGGCCUCAGAAACAGGUUGAUCUUGUGCGCCUGGCACUGGACAACUUCGAGAAAUGGGGUGAGAUUCUGUACUGGAAUGUCGUGCUACGCAAGCGUGAGCAGGAUCGUCAGGAGCGUACUCGUCGUAGUGCUAGUUCCAUGGACAGCCCAACUAGCGAGUACUUUUACUUUGCCACAUCGCCUCGUCGUCGUACAGCUACAACUCGCAACCCCUCCGGCAAAGUUCCUCGAACUCAAAAGGCGCGUGUGACUGCUGCUGCGGCGGCGGCGGCAGGUCAUCUUUCAGAAGCAAUAAGUUUUGAAUCGAUGACUUCACGGAACGCACACCCAGGCCUCACCCCUACUGGCCGUCGCAAGGCCUCUCCCAAGAACGUUCCCUGCCCUGUGCCAGACUUUGUCUAUCCUUAUCUUGGCGAGCGUCGUAGCUUUACCACGGUGCGCCACCUGAUUGACCACAUUGAGAACUAUAUCCAGGGCAAGGAUAAGACGGCUGAACAGUUAGCCCGUGAGGCAGAAGAUGAAGAAGUUCUUGGUCGAGCCCCUGAAGUGCGGCGGUUCCCUGAUAUUGAGAUCUUGCCAGUCUUCACGACCCGCUAUCAGCGUCUCAUGGAUAAGAAGGAUGAAGACGACAAGCGUGAGAAGAAGUCCAACAUUCGCGCGGGAGACGUUGGUCUUAGUCAGUCUUCCUCCAAGACAGCAAAGAUCUAUAAGAAUGCUGCAAAUAGCGAUGUCUAUCGGGAUGUUGGUCGUGACUAUCAUUACCAAGCUUCCCCUCCUUCGAAUCACCACCAGCAACAUCAGUCGCAGCAUCACUCUUAUUUUCAUCUUCCACAUCCACCUCAGCUUGCUCCUGCCAAUCCUGGGUUCCAUCUUCCACCUCCAGUGCCACACAAUACAACUCAUACAACUCUGCCGUAUCCGACACCCUAUCGUGAAUACACGUCCUACACUCCUUCGCAGCAGCACGAUAGCCGUCCUGCCAAUGCUCAACAUCACAGUCCUUUCCAACACCAACAAUACGAAGGCCGCACCGCUGGUCUUCCGCUUCCAUCUAUUUCCUCACAAUUCUCGCUUCCUGAUUUCUGA